Molecule: messenger RNA, 527 nt
Organism: Phoenix dactylifera (date palm)
Lineage: Eukaryota; Viridiplantae; Streptophyta; Magnoliopsida; Arecales; Arecaceae
Source: RefSeq, a predicted model, not a curated record
CAAUUGGGAUGACAUGAAAGCUGCCAUGAGGAGAAGGUUUGUUCCUUCACACUAUUAUAGAGACUUACAUUUGAAGUUGCAAAGUCUUAAACAGGGAACAAAAUCUAUUGAAGAAUACCAUAAGGAGAUGGAAAUAACCAUGAUUCGUGCCAAUGUUGAAGAAGAUAGAGAGGCAACAAUGGCUAGAUUCAUUUGUGGUCUCAACCGUGAGAUUGCGAAUGUUGUGGAACUACAACAUUAUGUGGAAAUUGAAGAUGUGGUCCACAUGGCUAUGAAAGUUGAGAGGCAACUUAAAAGAGGAGGAAGAUCAUCAUCCAAGCAUGAAGCUGCUGGUUCAUCUAAUUGGAAGUCCAAAUGGAGUCCUACUCCAAAACAAGAAGAAAAGCCUACUUCUAGGCCUAAAGAAGAAAAAAACUAUGACCAAACAAUCUGAAAAAGGUACUUCUUCCAACCAAACUCAAAAAAAUCGUGAUAUUAAAUGCUUCCGAUGUCAAGGCUUUGGUCAUAUUUCUUCUCAAUGCCCAAAC